CUUUUUGUCAUCACCAUCAAGGUUCUCAAUCGCCGGCUCUAUUCUUUUGCACUAUCCACAAGAAACAAAAGAAAGCAACAAAAGCAACAAUAGCUAGUAUGUACUCGUCAUCGUCMCUCUUCCUGAUCUUGGCUACUGCCAUUGCCCUUUGCUCGGUCGAUGCCUGGACCGCAACCUCUUCCGCCUCGUCCUUCGGAGGACGCAGCCUGACUUCGAMCACCAAACAAGUUGUYGUUCUUGGAAACGGAUCCAAUAUGGAUAUGAAGAAGGGAAAGGCCAAUGUCCCACCCCAGAUGCGUGGACAAUACGCCCGUCAGCAGGAAAUGGCGGCAAUGCAACAACAAAUGAGAGCAUCCUCCGUUCCUGGAGAUGAUGGCCUCCCCRUCUUCAACCUCUUUGUMCGAACCACCUCGCAAAAGGUACGUCGAGUUGAGUUGAGCCCAGCUUAGCCGAGCUGAUUCGAACGAAACCRAGCAGAURAAUUGAUKAAUCCUUUUGGUAUACUCGAUGAAAAGAGCAGUAACAAACUUUUUUAUCUUCUGGUAGCUGGAGAACACAUCSGGUGGGACACUUCUUGGAUCCCAGAUCUUACACGUUUUUCGUUUUCUUUCCUCUCUUUUUUSCUCAUGAUUGUACCACACACGAUCCUCUAUUUUUUUUCGCUCAGAUCUGGUACCCAUGCGGAAGUUUCAAGGGCGACGACCGCUCGGCGGCCUUGGCCAAAUCAUGGUCAGAGGGCGGCAUGCUUUCGGGAAUUUCCAAGAAACAGCUCGACGGAGGAAUCGCCGGAUCUUUGUACAGCGACCUCGCCAAACUGAAGGACACCGUCAUGCGUGCUUACCCCCAGCUCCGAAAAAAGAGUAACGAGAUGGAAUUUGGUUACAAACUUGCUUUCGAUGGACUUCCAGAGGACAAGGCCAAGCAGACUUUCCCUGUCGAACCGAAGGAACCAAAGGGUGCCUUGGAUGGACUCAGAAAUAUCUUUAGCUAAUUUUGCUAAACAAUUAAUGCCAGCAACUAUU
This is a messenger RNA of Pseudo-nitzschia multistriata, 1022 nucleotides long. NCBI's taxonomy places the organism in Eukaryota, Bacillariophyta, Bacillariophyceae, Bacillariales, Bacillariaceae. The record is from the annotation of a GenBank genome assembly.